Asparagus officinalis (garden asparagus) is the source of this 1052-nucleotide messenger RNA. Its product is annotated as protein MAO HUZI 4, chloroplastic-like. The record is from RefSeq and is a predicted model, not a curated record. NCBI's taxonomy places the organism in Eukaryota, Viridiplantae, Streptophyta, Magnoliopsida, Asparagales, Asparagaceae. Bases 170 to 880 code for a protein of 236 amino acids. The transcript is spliced from 6 exons.
UCCUCUAGAGAGAGAAAGUGAUGAGAGAGAAAGUGAGCAGGUGGAGUUAAGUCUUGUUCUCUUCUUCUUCUUGAGUGCACGCUGCACUCUCUUGGUCUCUAUAUCUCUCUCUUCUCUUUGGAUGGAUGCCUCAUUUUGAAAGGAGCUACAAUCUUCUUUCUCUUGGAAAAUGCUUUUCUCUGCAGCUCAGGUCACUCGGCCAUGGAAUUCCCUAGUGCAGUUUCCUUCACCGAAGACAGAAAGAUGGCCACUCUUAGCUUUUAAAAGUCUAAACACUGUUCUUAUUGGACAACGAUUUGUACAUAAAGGAAACAUACUCGGACCUCAGUGGAGAUUUUCAGGCAGAUCAAGAAUUGUGUUCCAGCCAGAGGUUACGAGAGUGAACAGUACUCAAAGAAAAGGCCCCAGGGUGUCGGCUAGCUGCCUAACAGCAUCUCAAAUCGCUACAAGUGCUUUCACUUGUGGAACAAUUGCUGUUCUUCCAUUCUACACUUUGAUGGUCGUGGCUCCUGAUGCUCAACUUACCAAAAGAACUAUGGAGAGUAGCAUACCAUAUGUCGUUCUUGGAUGUUUAUAUGCCUACCUUCUCUACCUUUCAUGGAGUCCGGAUACAUUGCGAUUCAUGUUUGCCAGUAAAUACUGGUUGCCGGAGUUACCUGGCAUAACAAGAAUGUUUUCGAACGAAAUAACUGUAGCAUCUGCCUGGAUUCACUUAAUGGCUGUAGACCUUUUUGCCGCAAGGCAAGUAUUUCAUGAUGGGAUAAAGAAUAACAUAGAAACAAGGCAUUCUGUUUCCUUGUGCCUUCUCUUUUGUCCUAUUGGCAUCGCAGCUCAUGCCAUAACUAAGGUACUAAUGAGGACAAAGGACCGAUCACACUGAAGAAGAAUUUUUUUUUUAAACCCCCCCUUCUUCAUGCAUUUCUCUUCUGGUUGUUAUCAUGUUCAGAAGUUAUACAAUUAGUAUUGAAAAUGUCCCAGGUAAAUUCGAUUGGGGAUGUGUUUGUGACUUGAGAUUAUUCGUAUAGAAUUUGAUAGCGUUAUGUGUUUGCUCA